This is a messenger RNA of Branchiostoma floridae (Florida lancelet), 2110 nucleotides long. Its product is annotated as kynurenine--oxoglutarate transaminase 3-like. Lineage: Eukaryota; Metazoa; Chordata; Leptocardii; Amphioxiformes; Branchiostomatidae. Gene Ontology annotation, biological process: biosynthetic process. Gene Ontology annotation, molecular function: L-kynurenine:2-oxoglutarate transaminase activity; pyridoxal phosphate binding. The transcript has 11 exons. Bases 116 to 1060 code for a protein of 314 amino acids. Gene Ontology annotation, cellular component: cytoplasm; mitochondrion. The record is from RefSeq and is a predicted model, not a curated record.
CCCGCGGCUGAUUGCUGCCAUAUCUAAAGUGUAUAACAAGUUCCUGGGAAGAGAGCUGAACCCAGCUAAGGAGGUGCUGAUCACAGUGGGAGCCUACGGGUCCCUGUUCUGUAGUAUGAUGGGACUGGUGGAACAUGGAGAUGAGGUAAUCAUCAUAGAGCCAUACUUUGACUGCUAUGAACCGAUGGUGAGAAUGGCUGGUGGAACCCCUGUGUUCAUUCCACUUAGACUGAAAGACAGUGGGUCCAACGUCCUGUCCAGCGCUGAUUUUUACCUUGACCCUGCAGAGUUAGCCUCCAAGUUCACCAGCAAGACCAAGGCCAUUGUUGUCAACACUCCAAACAACCCGCUGGGCAAGGUGUAUAAGAGGGAGGAGCUCCAGAUGAUAGCAGACUUGUGUAUAAAACAUGAUGUGGUGUGUCUCAGUGAUGAGGUGUAUGAACACAUGACCUACAAUGGUACUGAACACGUCAGGAUGGCUACCCUACCAGGAAUGUGGGAGAGAACCAUCACUAUUGGAAGUGCAGGGAAAACAUUCAGUGUCACUGGAUGGAAGCUUGGCUGGUCCAUCGGUCCCAGUUACCUGCUGAAACACCUGCAGACUGUACACCAGAACUGUAUCUACACCUGUCCUACACCUAUACAGGAAGCUGUGGCCAGAGGUUUUGAGUUGGAGUUUGACCGGAUUAAUUCAGAGGAGUGCUACUUUAAGGCUCUGGCUGAGGAACUCAAACCAAAAAGGGACAACAUGGCCAGGAUCCUGACAGAAGUAGGCUUCAAGCCAGUGAUUCCUGAAGGAGGCUACUUUAUGCUGGCAGAGAUCUCCAACAUGAAGGUGGACCUGUCCAGUGAGGACCCUGAUCAGCCUUAUGACUACAAGUUUGUCAAGUGGAUGACUAAAAACAAAGGCCUUGCCACUAUCCCCAACAGUGCCUUCUACUCUGUUGAGCACAAGCCAUUGGCUGAGAAGUUCAUCCGUUUCUGUUUCAUCAAGGAGGACAGCACUCUUGCACUGGCUGAGAAGAUCAUCAAGGACUGGAAGGCCUCCAUGGAAGGGUGAUCAUGUGAUGAUCAUGUGACGACCAUGUGACGACCUGGUAACUCAGGGCUGUCUACUGCAUUACUGAUUUUUGUCUUCAGCUUUCCAAACAUCCUGUUUAAUGGAUGUAUCAGGGUUUUGUUUUGCUUUGAGUAUUAUGAUACUACAUGUAUUGUGAGUAGCUAACCAAAAAUUAAGGAGUAAUUUAGUAACAAUUAUUAUUGUUGUUGUACAACAGAGUAUGCAUACCAUAGGCUAAAUUAUGUAAUGAUGUCAUGAGGAAUUUGUAAAGGUAAUUUGUCUGAUUUCUGUCAGAAACCAAACAAAUUCCUACAUCCAUAUUCUGUGAAAAAUGCAGAACAAUGUCCUGAGAUUAUGUCAAGGUGAUUUUGCCUAUUUAUUGCUUGUAGACUCAAAUGAAUACUCAUUGUUAAGGGGCUGCUACCAUUCAGUUAAAGUCUAGCUCCAGGGGUCCUUUGGAAUUCCAAAUGAACAAAAGCUUUUAGCUGAAUAAUAAAAGAACACCUUUACUGUUGGCUUCACUUUGGCCAUAUCACUGUAUGGUUUUAUGAACACAGGAGUGUGCCAAAGCAUUGUGAAAGUCUUGUCUUCUGUGACAAAAGAUCAACUUGAAAGGAAUCUACACCAGAUUAUAUGUUGUAAUGGAUACUAUAGAUGGUGCUGAUUUUUGCCUAAUAACUACAGAUUACUAGUCUAUAGCUAAAACUUACUGUUACCUUUAGUGUGAUAUGUACUGUUCAAAUUUUUCAUUUCGAUGAAAGCUGGAAGUGGCACAAGGUACGGAUCCAAUCCAAGACAACCAUGAUCUCAUCCAAACUGGCAUUGGUACAAACUUUCUUCUUACGACAUAAAAUCCCAAACUGGUGUGCUCUAAAUACAGUGACAUAGUGAACUGGUACAGUAUUAUUCAAGACUAAUAACUUUCCAGUGAUUACCUGUCUAAAGUGUAGGACUGUUUCAGUGCUUAUUUGGUUGGUUGAAAGGUGUUGUGUCAUGCUGUCAUCUUGAAUAUAUUAGUUUCCAAUAAAAAUCUAUGGAUUAUUCUUCAAA